Pectinophora gossypiella (pink bollworm) is the source of this 1909-nucleotide messenger RNA. It is a transcript of the gene Dnai2, whose product is annotated as dynein intermediate chain 3, ciliary. Gene Ontology annotation, biological process: cilium movement; outer dynein arm assembly. The record is from RefSeq and is a predicted model, not a curated record. Gene Ontology annotation, molecular function: dynein light chain binding; dynein heavy chain binding. The coding region runs from base 6 to 1763 and encodes 585 amino acids. The transcript has 11 exons. Lineage: Eukaryota; Metazoa; Arthropoda; Insecta; Lepidoptera; Gelechiidae. Gene Ontology annotation, cellular component: outer dynein arm.
UAAAAAUGGAUAAAUUAGAAAUACCGACAACUUCGUCUAAACAAGAAAAAGGAAAGGACGAACUAAUUUACGAAUACUCGAUGAAAAGGAAAGAGUUUGGUAAGCAGUAUUUUUUCGAAGAUCACGGUCCGGAAGUGUUGUGCGAUAUACAAUGUAACCCGGCCCUUUAUCAAAACUACAUAUUAAGGAAUCCAGUGCAUGUGGCUAUACAAAAUACUGGUACUAUGUCCGAACAUUGGGUGAACUCAGUAAGAGCGGAAUAUACAACGUCAGGUAUAAACCAUAUCGAAGGCGGCUGGCCCAAAGAUAUUAACAUGAAUGACCCAGAGGCUACGCAGAGGUACCGGCGUAAAAUAGAGAAAGACGAUGCCUAUAUCCAUGCUGUUAUGAAUCUUGGUCAUAGCAUGGAGCACAAUAUUCUUCAAAACAACGCGGUGGAUAUGUACCAAAUAUACUACUCGGAACUACCCGCAAUUCCGCCAGUGGAGCGUAGCAGCUGCCAUACAGUAAACGUGUAUCGUGAGCCCGGAACUAGGCGACCAGUACGUUCAUUGUCUUGGCAAGCCGAUGGAGGCGCCCGAUUGGCAACGACUCAUGCCGAUGUAGACCUCGUUAAAACUGUGAGAAGCCAACAAUUCUCUUACAUUUGGGACAUAGAAAAUGCUAAUGCACCAGAGCUGAUAGUAAAACCGCCACACCCGCUGCUAGAUUUCCAGUACAACCCUCGAGAUCAACAUACACUCGUUGGUGGAAUGAUGAAUGGGCAGGUGGGGUGGUGGGAUAUGCGUAAAGGUGGAGAACCAGCAGGCAUUUGUCCACCACAUGUUGCACACCGAGAUCUCGUUCGUAAUGUUCUUUUUAUCAACUCCAAAACUGGCGCUGAAUUCUUCUCUUCUUCUCCUGACGGUGUCGUAAAAUGGUGGGAUACCCGAAAUAUGAACGAACCAACCGAUUCGAUGAUAAUAGAUCUCGUCAAAUUACCGACAGAUACACAAAGCAUCGACAACGCACUUGGGAUAUCCGCGCUUGAAUACGAGCCAACAAUACCUACAAGAUUUAUGGUUGGAACUGAAACAGGCUUAGUUAUCGGAGGAAAUCGGAAAGGCAAGAAUCCUAUAGAAAAGCUUCCGACUAAGUAUGAAGCUCAUUUGGGCCCAGUAUACGCACUACAGAGAAACCCAACAUUUUUGAAGAAUUUCUUGACUGUGGGGGAUUGGACAGCUCGAGUUUGGAGUGAGGAUUGCCGUGAGUCAUCUAUACUGUGGACAUACUCACAUCGUACAAAACUCACGGAUGGUGCUUGGAACCCAAUAAGAUUUUCUCUAAUGCUAGUAACGCAGUGGGAUGGUUGUUUAUCAUGCUGGGACUUGCUGCGCAGACGUAGCGCGCCAAUUGUAACUGCACAACUAUGUGAUGAACCACUACUGCGUUUAAGACCUCAUGAAGGGGGUCUGCUGGUAGCAUGUGGUAGUAGCAAAGGGACUGUAUAUUUAGCAGAACUUUCCCAAAAUCUUGGAACAGCGGACAAAAAUGACAAGCAAUUAUUAACUCACAUCUUAGAGCGAGAGAACAAACGAGAGCGUAUAUUAGAAGCUAGAGCAAGAGAGUUGCGCUUGCGCAUGCGUCAGGAUCGUGACGGAGGUCAACAAAUGGGAGACAACGAUCCUACCAGCAACGACAGGGACCUUGAAGAAGCUACGGCGGAGUACGUACAAUCUGUCAAUGAACUACAAGCUCUACAGAAAGGACAAGAUAAAGCUUAGGCUGAUCUCAUGAGAUCUAAUUAAACAAAAAGGAAAGUUGAAGAAAUUUUACUCGUGGAUACAACAGUGGUUUAUCGCGGUGAUCUCCACGGGCCUGGAAGGAAUAAUUUCUUACUAGCAUUGUUAAUAGAAACCAAUAGCCAAUC